UGAACACAGUGGGAAAGAGAAAUGUUCCUUUGAAAUCAGAGACGACUCAGAGUGACCCGAGCUCAGGCAUGAGGCUGCAGGCUGGCAGACGGCAGCAAGGAAAUUUUUGUUUUGUUUUGUUUUUAGGAGGCACUUUAGGGCAACCUGUGAGCCUUCCACGUCCACAUCUUUCACCAUUGUAACUGGUAUUUGGGAACAACUAGCUCUGGGUUUGGAAAAUACUGGGACGGGUCCAAGCUGAGGCACUUCCCAAGUCCUUCCUGCUGCACUCAGUACCUGGGUUAAACAAAGAAAAUUGUGUUUGCCAAGCUGGCUAGCUGAAGUGACUCGAUUCUGAGUAACAUGCAGCACUCUGGAAUUCCUACACAAACUCACCAGAAGGGGUAUGGUUCCCACCAUGCAGAAACGGCUGUGCAUCGGACUUUUCAGAUAAAAACCUUUAGUACAGAGUUGAAAAACCAUGUGAUGGUCAUGGAUUUUGUGAAGAGUAACUGGUUUCCCUCCCAGAGAAGAGCUAAAGUCUGUAUCAUCCGUCUGUGCCAAGGCUUGAAGACAGCUGAGCAGACCUCCAGCAGAUACGAGAUCCACAGCCGACUCUUCUCAUCCCCCAAAAAUCAUUCUGCCUGGGAAGGAAAUGAAAGUCUUUUGAACACAGGAUUACGGGACAACCAUUACGGUACAAGUAAUCAAAUUGCCUUUACAAAUCUCCCAUCUGAUGUCACAGAGAAGAAAUCUGACUUCACAGAGGAGACUCUGGCAUCGCCAAACACUAAGAUGACCUCAUCCCUUCUCAUUUCCCAGCUAAUCGAUGAGAGUAAAUCAAGAGACAAUGGGGCCAUGUUGCCCCUGCCAUGCAUGGCCAUGCGGCCUCCUACACGUCACCUGAAGCCAUCUCUGGCGAACCGCAGCGGCGUCAACAUCCACAGGGUGUUUGCAUUACUUCCGGGCAGAUUAGGAAUCCCGACACCAUCAGAAGAGCGAGGACCUGAGAGAGAACUGCCACCCAAAGAGGAGAACCCCUGCAGUGGUCCCCAGAAAGGGUUUGCAUCCAUCACCAUCACAGCCAGGCGUGUGGGGCCCCCGGCCAGCGCCCUGGUGUGGGGGACAGUUGGGGGUCCACUGUGUCCCAAGUGCAGAGCCCAGGACACCUUGCUCCAGGAACCCCCAGCUGUGGCUGAACAUGCCUAUUCACAGCAGCACACACAAUUCUCCAGAAAUGGCUCUGUGAUGAGGCUGAAGGUUCCUGAGGCCCAUGCACAGCUGUGUGAGGGACACGAGUACUGGGUCACCCAUGUGGACGACAAAGAGACCAGCUUUUCUCCAGACGUCCCACCGUCGGAAAAGGGCCCGCUAGUGUUCAGUUCCUGUGUCCACCUCAGGGUGUCUCGGCAGUGUCCGAAUUCAGCCUACUACUUAGACAAGCCUCUCUCUGUCCCUGUGGAGCAGCCUCCGGUUGCUGGUCCCCAAGUGCACAGAUCUGUCCUGUCGCUCACCCUCAAUUGUAGUUCCCACCGGUUAACAGCAGGUGGGGUAGACGGCCUGGUGAAUGGAGAACCAAUGGGCAGGGCCCUGAAGCAGGAGCUCACGGAGGGGAGCCAGGGCCUCCUCGGCAGGCGCUGGAACCCAGGUGUACUGGAAAGCCACUUGGCAACAGGAAACCCAUCAGUGGGGCAGGUGCAUCUGGGCACUACCACGUGCCCUUGGAGUGGCUCCCCUGUGCUGGAAAACACAGUGUUUGCAGAUGUGGGAACUAACCAGGUCACUGUGAGCAAACGGGCAGAGAACCAAGUGAAGCACCGUCACCCCAGUGGUUGUGCCAACCAGCUCUCCAUUCACAUUCCUGGCUGGAGUUACGCAGCAGUAGACACAAACAUAUUCCCUGGAAGCAACGAGAAGCAAGGAAGAGAGCACGUGGCUUUCUCUGCCCCCCCAGUGGAACGGACGCCCACUAAACACUUCCUUUCUGAUGGGGACAGUUCUGCAGGCGAUGACUGUCAGUCUAGUGACCUUUCUGAGCCCACAGAGAGACGACAUCAAAGCUCCCUGGAACCCAGAAUCCCUUUUCCUGGGUUUCUUUGCCCCUUACAAGAUUUAUGCACAUCUGUACAGGAAGACACUGGUGCUCAGAUAGAACGAGAGCUCCCCACAGGAGACCGCACAUGCUGUGACUUGGUCGUUAAAAUAAAGGAGUGUCAGAAACAUGAGGACCCCACCAUGCCCGAGCCCUCGCCAGUGCCUCCUACACAGCCAGAGCGCCCUGACCCGUCUGAAGACUGUUCCAAGCCUCAGCAAACACCUGCGAACUCCUUGACCUUGCAAGAAGCGCUGGAAGUCCACAAACCUCAGUUCAUUUCUCGCUCCCAAGAACGGCUGAGGAAGCUGGAGCACAUGGUGCAGCAGAGGAGGGCGCAGCCGAAGGAGGACCCUGGGCAGAAACAGAGCCUCCUUCCCGUCCGUGCCAGUAAGAAGCAGUUCACCAUCCCCCACCCUCUCAGUGAUAACUUGUUCAAACCAAAAGAAAGGUGCAUUUCAGAGAAGGAGAUGCACCUGCGCUCUAAAAGAAUCUAUAAUAACUUGCCGGAAGUUAAAAAGAAAAAAGAAGAACAAAGGAAACGGGUGAUCUUACAGAGUAACAGACUCCGUGCUGAAGUCUUCAAAAAGGUAAUGGCUUUGCCGCCAGCAGGUGUGAUGUGUGUGGUGCACAGAUGCCAAAUCUGAACUUGACGUCUUUGUUCCCCUGUUUCUCUAGCAAUUACUCGACCGACUCCUUCAAAGGAAUGCAGUCUGACCGCAGGCUGCCCCGCUGACCGCACUUUCUGGACCUCGGACGACUUCAAACGCUGGAUAAGCCAUUAAACUUAGCAUUAUCUUCACGAUGUGAAAGCACUUAUUUUACUUUUUUUUUUCAUAAAGGAAAACAUCACUUCCUGAAUUACUGACCCAAACCAAACAAACAAUAACCCUCAAGGAAAUAGGUCAACAGGGAAACCGACUUAAUGUAACCCACUAGAUACAGUCUCCUCCAUUUUUUUUACUUCUGAGUUUUAUUUUCUGCUUCUGACUUAUACCCCUCUGCUAUUUUCAGCCAAGUAGAAAGGCCUUAAACACUUGUGUGCUUAGAUCCCUGGAUGUCUAUAUUUUCAUCAGAUUUCUGGGACCUAAAUCCAUCUCUUUUUAAAUAUCAAUCUUAAUGCCUGCCAGUUCUGCAAACUCCAAAAUGUGGAUCAUCACAUACUACAUUUUAGAACUUUGUGGGUAAUGUGCACUUCCUAAUUUGAGAGACUGCCUGGAAAUCAGCGGGUGCUAUACCAGAGUCUGUGGAGCAAGCAGCCUGUCUCUUUGUGACCUAGAGCAGUCCAAGUGGCCCUUAGCCACCCCUACCAUCUUUCCUCACUUAGCAAAAGAAUCCAUUUCUAUGCAGACUCUGGGGACAGAAUUGGCUGAAUAAACGUGCAGGUAACUUCAGGGUUUUCUGCAACACCCCCCCCCCCGCCCCCGAAAAGGUUGUGUUGUUAAAAAUUGGCCUAAUGCCUCCAACUCUGCUAUUUAUUCUUUCAAACAUCUAUAAUGUCUGUUAUUCAUAAAUGUGUGUUCUGAGAGUCAAGAACAAACCAGUUUUUGCAACACUAAUGGAAAUAAAUGCAA
Messenger RNA from Nycticebus coucang (slow loris), 3645 nucleotides. It is a transcript of the gene C3H10orf90, whose product is annotated as chromosome 3 C10orf90 homolog. The coding region runs from base 343 to 2718 and encodes 791 amino acids. The transcript has 9 exons. The record is from RefSeq and is a predicted model, not a curated record. Gene Ontology annotation, cellular component: centriole; cytosol; centrosome. Gene Ontology annotation, biological process: regulation of centriole replication. NCBI's taxonomy places the organism in Eukaryota, Metazoa, Chordata, Mammalia, Primates, Lorisidae.